Impatiens glandulifera is the source of this 1998-nucleotide messenger RNA. RefSeq names its product folylpolyglutamate synthase-like. Gene Ontology annotation, biological process: tetrahydrofolylpolyglutamate biosynthetic process. Gene Ontology annotation, molecular function: ATP binding; tetrahydrofolylpolyglutamate synthase activity. The coding region runs from base 175 to 1728 and encodes 517 amino acids. The record is from RefSeq and is a predicted model, not a curated record. Lineage: Eukaryota; Viridiplantae; Streptophyta; Magnoliopsida; Ericales; Balsaminaceae. Gene Ontology annotation, cellular component: cytoplasm; cytosol; mitochondrion. The transcript is spliced from 16 exons.
AAUCGUCUGUCGAGGAAGUGUAUUAGUCUUGUUCUUCUUCUUCCUCCGAGCUCGUCAAAUCUAAACCUUUUCUCCGUCUUCUCCAUCAAAGCGCCGUAACCCACUUUCUCUACUCCACACUCUUCUUCCAGCUUGCCAUUUUGGUGUGGCGUUCUUUACAAGGCCAUAUUAACUAUGCAGCAGCAAGGUGAAGAUGGACUGCCGACGCCUGCAGAGUCUCCAUAUGAAGAGGCAAUGGAAGCCCUCUCGUCUCUCAUCACGAAACGCACUCGUGCUGAUAAGAGUAACAACGGCGAUCGAUUUGAGUUAAUGUUUGAUUAUUUCAAGAUGAUGGACCUAGAAGAGCCAGUUUCGAACUUGAAAGUUAUCCAUGUAGCUGGUACGAAGGGGAAGGGUUCAACCUGUGCUUUCUCCGAAUCGAUAUUACGAAAUUGUGGUUUUCGUACUGGACUAUUCACAUCUCCUCACCUCAUUGAUGUUCGUGAAAGAUUUCGACUGGAUGGUGUGGACAUCUCUGAAGAGAAGUUUUUGACGUAUUUCUGGUGGUGUUGGCAUAGAUUGAAGGAACAAUGUAAUGAGGAUAUGCCAAUGCCAUCUUAUUUUCGAUUCCUUUCUUUGCUUGCCUUCAAGAUUUUUUGUGAAGAGCAGGUAGAAGUUGCCAUUUUGGAGGUUGGUUUAGGAGGAAAGUUUGAUGCAACAAAUGCGGUUGAAAAGCCAAUGGUUUGUGGUAUAUCUUCUCUUGGAUUUGAUCAUAUGGAAAUUCUUGGUAACACUCUUGGAGCAAUUGCUGGAGAGAAGGCUGGUAUAUUCAAGCAAGGUGUUCCAGCCUUUACUGCUCCCCAGCUGGAUGAACCAAUGCAGGUUCUUAAGGAGAAAGCUUCUGAAUUGAAUGUCCCUCUUCAAGUUGUUUCCCCUUUGGACAAGUCUCUACAUCUUGGGCUUGAUGGUGAGCACCAAUAUAUAAACGCUGCCCUUGCUGUUGCCUUAUGUUCUACAUGGCUUCAGAAGACUGGCCACAGUGAUAUCAGCUAUUUGGAACAAACUAGAUCUCUACCCGAGACAUUUCUUAAAGGGCUUUCGACUGCUGGCUUGCAAGGACGGGCUCAAAUAGUUGCAGAUCCUUCCAUUGAGCCUGAAAGAUCUGGAGAUCUGGUGUUUUAUUUGGAUGGAGCUCAUAGUCCAGAAAGUAUGGAAGUAUGUGCAAAGUGGUUUUCUGUUGCCAUCAAAGAAGAGGAUGACAAGAAUCUGAGCAUAAAUUCUCGGAAGAAAUCAAAACAGAUCUUGUUGUUCAAUUGUAUGCCCGUGAGAGACCCAGCUUUGCUCCUUCCACCCUUGAUGACUACUUGUUCAAAGCAUGGUGUCCAUUUUGAGAAAGUUCUGUUCGUUCCAAAUAUAUCAGUUUAUAACAAGGUUGGGAAUAGUGCCUUGCCUACAUCAAGUGAUCAUCAAGUGGACCUCUCAUGGCAGCUGAAUCUCCAAACGGUCUGGGAGAAUCUAUCGCAUGGUGAAAGAGGACUGGAUUCCAAAAAUUCGAACAUCCGGCAAACUAAAGAUAUUACAGAUGCAUAUGAUAAAAGCACCGAAAGCAGCACAGUUUUAGCUUCCCUUCCCAUGGCUAUCAACUUGUUGAGAGAAAUGGUUCGGAAGAAUGAAUCUACACGCUUGCAGGUGCUUGUGGCUGGCUCUUUACAUCUGGUUGGUGAUAUGCUGAAAACGAUCAAGAAAUGAUUCAAAGCUCCAAUUUAAUCUUCUUUGUAAGUACAUUGUGUCUGCAACUCAUUGCAGUAUUGAUAGAACCACUUGACACUUGUGUGUGAAAUUACUUUCCAUAUUGUUGCCUCAAGUUGUUAACUACCUUAGACGUUAUUUCAAAACCAAUUUUUGGCAAACUGGUUCUUGUAGAAAAUUGUUCGAUACAUUUGAUCUGUACGAGGGAUCAAUCUUCUAUCUGUUACUCUAUUUUUCCAUAUGCCGAAAACAGUCUAUUGUUUCCUACAA